UGUGUAAGGCUCUACCCACACCAGAAACAUUGUUUUGAAACAAAGUUUGUAAACUGUUAGGAAACAGUUUCCAAACAAUUUACGAACUGUGAGCACUGCGAAGGGUGCUGAUUCAGUACCCUCCCGAGGCUUGCAGUGGAAGCACUAUGUGGUCCACAGAAAAAACCCUAGGACUCAUUGAGCUCCUUCACUCAUCCCCAGCACUGUGGGAUGCAUCCUGUAUGGAUUUUAAGAUUAAGGCAAAGAAAACGGACGCCGUGAGAGAGAUUGCUCAUAAACUUUCCGUGGACGAGAGUGAAUUAGAAAAGAAGAUCAAGGCUCUCAAAGUACAAUUCAGAAGGGAACACUUGAAACUUACUUCACUGAAAAGUGGAACUUCCGCGAAGAAGUAUGCAUGGUUUGGUUAUGAGCCGCUCCUGUUUCUGCUGCAGGGACGAGGGGCCAGAGGAAGCCAGCCCGCAGACGCGACGGAGGGAGAGAAGACUGACGCUACAGUGAGGAGUGCUGCCCACCAGGCUGCCGCACCUCAGAGCGCCUCCAAGCCUCGUCCUUCCUCGCCUAACAAAUGGAUUGACGGUAGAGCGGAAGAAACAUUUCAGAUGAUUAAGUCUUUAGCAGAACACACCAUCAAACGGGACGAGUAUCAUGUAUUUGGUGAAAACGUGGCUCAUAAACUGAGGAACUGCGGGAGAAGCAGGCAUGAGGUGUCAUUUGCACAGCACAAGAUCAAUGAGAUAAUCUUCAACUUGGAAAUGGGUUACUUCGGGGAGGACACCAAUCAGUUCCCCGAUGCACAUCUCAUAUUCAGGAAGUCUGGGCGGGAAACGUUGUGUGGUAACACUAUUUCCAAGCAGUUUGCAGACUGUUUGAAAGAAGUUUCUGACAAAAUAUUUGCAAGCACUUUCCAAACAUCCUUUCCAAAGAAUAUCUGGAAACUCCUGGUGUUGACAGGCCUCAAGUCCUCGGCCUAUUUCAAGUUCCGUGAAUCCAAAAGAGACAGGCGAGCGAGAGCCACCACCAAACCACAACUAUCGAAACAAACACUGGCCAGGCAGAUUUAUCACGGCAGCCCAGAGCAGGUGGGCCACGCAGCCAACACAGCGCCGCCCUUUGGUAGUCAGAGUGACCCACACCAAGAGGAACGCCACUCCACGCGUAACAGAUCAGAUGUUACCUCAUGUCACUUUUGUCAGGCAGGACUUCAGCAAUUCACACCAGAACAACUGUGUAUCGACACUAAUAAAUACAUCCAUAAGUAA
Messenger RNA from Portunus trituberculatus (swimming crab), 1259 nucleotides. RefSeq lists its product as uncharacterized. NCBI's taxonomy places the organism in Eukaryota, Metazoa, Arthropoda, Malacostraca, Decapoda, Portunidae. The record is from RefSeq and is a predicted model, not a curated record.